UAAAAGAUUAAGCCAACGUCUCUUUACCCACACUCAUCUCACCCUCACCAGAAAAUAUAUAUUAUCACAAAUUACGUUUUCUUCUUCUUUCUCUCUCUCUCUCUUUAGAUUUGUCGCUUAUCUUUGAAUUCACCGGCGAUGAAUCUCGCCGGGAAAGUGAAUAUUUCGGUAAUCAUGUCCGUCUGUAGUAACGCUGUCUCCGACCAUCGCCGUUACGUUUUCCGUGAAAAGCGUCACUGAUCCGUCUCCUAGACAUUUUCUAUUGAUAGUAGUAUUAUUCUUUGCUUUGUUUUGUGAAAAAGAAGAUCCGCUAAAUCGAAGAAGACGCUCUAGGUUUUCUUCUGGUGUUAGCUGAGAGGUUUUGAUAGAUUCUUCUUCUUAUUCCUUCUUGGACAUACCACCAGUUUCCGAAAAUUUUGUGGGUUUGUGAAAGUCCUUGAGAGAGAUUUGAAUUUUCAGCGUAUGUUUCUUCUAUAGCUAGUUUGAACGAGAAUUGACUUGGACCGUAGAGAGGUUAGAUCUUCGUCUUAGGGUAAAACGAUGCCGUUUAUGAUGAAGAUCCAGCCGAUUGAUAUCGAUUCACCCGCCGUAAGAGAGACGGCAGCUCGACCGGUGCUCAAAUCUCGCCUCAAGCGUUUGUUUGACCGGCCGUUCACAAACGUGCUGAGAAACGCAACCUCCGAGAAACCAUCACACGGUGGCGAAGUUCAAUGCGGAGGAGGAGCGGCGGUGACGGAGUUCGAGCCGAGCUCCGUUUGCUUAGCGAAGAUGGUUCAGAACUUCAUAGAGGAAACGAACGAGAAGCAAGCCAAAUGUGGACGCAACCGAUGCAACUGCUUCAACGGAAACAACGACGAUAGCUCCUCCGACGAUGAUUUUGAUCUCUUCGGUGGUUCAACUGAGUCUUUCAUCGGCGACGCCUCUGAUCAUAUCAAGAGUUUGGUCACAUGCGUGAGCCUCGCGGAGAGGAACCUCUUAGCCGACGCGGCGAAGAUCGUUGAUAAGAACAGAUCAGUCAAACGAAAAGAGGAUCUGAGGAAGCUCCUCAACGAAGGACUCUUAUCUCUUCACUACGAUUCUUCACUCUGCAAAUCCAAAUGGGAGAAAUCUCCAUCAUUCCCAGCUGGUGAAUACGAGUACAUAGAUGUGAUUGUUGGAGAAGAACGGUUGUUAAUCGACGUUGAUUUCCGAUCAGAGUUCGAUAUCGCGAGGCAGACGAGUGGUUACAAGGCGUUGCUUCAAUCUCUACCCUUCAUCUUCGUCGGCAAAUCCGAUCGAUUAACUCAGAUCGUCUCGUUGAUCUCCGAGGCGGCGAAACAAAGCUUGAAGAAGAGAGGGAUGCAUUUGCCUCCGUGGAGGAAAGCGGAGUACAUGCGAUCUAAGUGGAUGUCCUCUUACACCAGAGCCUCCGUCGUUGCUUCUGGAAACGCUGAAGAGCCGCCUGCUACGGUGGCCGCGGCUGAGCCGGAGCUUGAUGAUUGUGCAGAGCUUGAGCUGGUUUUCGAGGAGAAAUCUUUAUCUCCGGGAGUUAUUAAUUCUUCCUCCUCUCCUUUUCCGUCUGUUUACGGCGGUGAUGAUGAUGUGGCGGUGGAGAGAGAAGUGAAGGUCACCGGCUUAGCUUCUUUGUUCAAGGAAAGGCCUUAAUUAAAAAAAGUUUUGGAGUUUUUUUAAACCUUUUUCUAACUUUCACUUAGUUCCCCAAGGUAAAAAAGUAAAAAAC
Brassica rapa (field mustard) is the source of this 1720-nucleotide messenger RNA. RefSeq lists its product as uncharacterized. The record is from RefSeq and is a predicted model, not a curated record. NCBI's taxonomy places the organism in Eukaryota, Viridiplantae, Streptophyta, Magnoliopsida, Brassicales, Brassicaceae.